UUGGACGAAAUUCAUUAUAAAAAAAUCAUGAAAGGUUUUGGAUGGCUUUUAUUUCUCGUGCAUUACAAUGGAAUUACAGGCAGCAUAGCUACAUUUAUGUUUAAACAGAAGGCUGUCAAAGUGAGUGAUAUUUUGGACCUUCGACCUUAUUUUCCCGGAAAGAGCUCCCGAAGUCCUAUCGAAUGUAGCCGAUCCUGCUCCAGAGUUGAGGGUUGUAUUUCAAUGAUAUACGAUAAAGACUCGCAUGAGUGUAGAAUCUUCAAGUCCGACAUUGCCGAGAGAAAGCGAGAAGAGUCGCGAGACUUUGACAAGAAAACACCCUGGGUGUACUAUCAUAUAAUUAAAGAAUGCGGUCCAGACGAAACUUUCUGCCCCAAGGAGUACUCAUUUACAUCGGAUCUCUGUUUCUGUUUCCAAUAUUUUCCGGGAAAACUCAACCAUGUAGCUGCCACACUGAAUUGCCGAGCAAGCAGCGCCAUGACAUCCCACAACGUGAACAGAAAGACUAACCUUGCCAGAAUCGACAGCCCGGCCAAACAGCAGAAAAUUGAGGAUUACUUACGUUCUAUAGAUACGAAGACCUCUGGGGGUUUUGUCUUCAUCCAGGGAGAACAACUGGGAAACAGAUGGUACUACAGUGAUGCAAGAACACCUCUAAAGUAUACUAACUGGGCUGAAGGCGAGGGAACAAACGAAGACGAAGAACACAUCGCCCUAUCAGUGACAAAUUUCUCCUGGUACAGCAAAGACAACGAGUCAGAGUACCCUCAGUUGUGCGAGAUUCCUCCUCCAGACUAUUUAUUUGUUCCCUAACAGGAAUUCCAUGUCUUUGUUCUGGCAAUGGUUUGGUGGGAUAUACAUGUAUAGAUAGGCAAAGCUUCGAAUAACUUGAAUAUUUUUCUGUUAUGUUCUACUUUAUAAUAUCACAUAGUGAGACUUCUCCCACAGGAGGACUCCUCCUGUAAACUGGUAAAGGAUAACUAUGUUAUGAUGGCGAAUCUUCCCCCACGGGAACCGAUGGUUACAUGUAUAUAGUGCCUCCUGACUCCUACAUACUGAGGCUUCUCACUGCACGUGAUAGGUUUGAAUUAUAACUUCCUCAUUCCAGGGAAAGUGAUCCCCCUUUCCAAAUUUUCAUAGUAUUGUAACUUUUUUCCUCCAGGAAAGGAUAUUUAUUUGAUUCUAAGGGAAAGAGAAAGAAUACCUAUGUACAGGACUUUUUCUGCACAAAAUUAAUUCGGAUGUAAUUAUUACGAACAUAGGUGAAAAUGUCCAUCGUUCUGCAAAUAAGAAAGUGAAAAUUAAAUCUCAAUCAUAACUAAAUUUUCUCUGAUAUUUUGGUAUCUAUUAAUUAAGAUUAUCUUUUUCCAGAAUUUUUUUGACUCAAUAAACUCGAGAAAGGUACACAUUGACAUAUCGUCAUAGAUGCCCUAUUCGUGUUGAGUUAUUCAGCUGCGCAUUUUCUAUAAUUUUGAAAAUUUUGAAAUUUGCAAUAUAAGAACAGUUAUUUAAUACAAUUGCAAGUCAUCUCAGCGAGAUUCGUAGAGACUAAAAAUUUAAUAUAUAUAAUUUGUACUGACGUCUCUUAAUUUUUCUUAGUCUCGACGAAUCUCGCUGAGAUUAUUGCCAGUAGUGAAGGACGUUUUAUAAUAUUCGUCUCGCAUAGACACUGCAAGGGGCUUUGAAAAAGUCUCGCGGAACUCGGAUGUAUCUAAAAAAUCGUUUGUACUAUGAACUGAAUUUCAAAUAUAUGUUACAAUGUACCGGUAUUAUAUAUAAUUCUUGUUAUAAGUUACUGUAAACUGUACACAUAGAAACGUUAAGUUGUUCGUUCAUA
Messenger RNA from Saccostrea echinata, 1837 nucleotides. RefSeq lists its product as uncharacterized. The transcript is spliced from 3 exons. NCBI's taxonomy places the organism in Eukaryota, Metazoa, Mollusca, Bivalvia, Ostreida, Ostreidae. Bases 28 to 813 code for a protein of 261 amino acids. The record is from RefSeq and is a predicted model, not a curated record.